AAAUUUCCUUUUUUUUUCUUGUUAUAUGUUUCUUUGCUCUUAUUUUUCUUUAUUUAUUUAAUAAUUUGAACUGGAUGGUCAAUAUCAGAAGUCUGCUGCAAACCUGUAAAAAACAAAUCUCCCAAAGUAUCCUACAUAUACCUCCGGGAGCAUUUCUCCUUCCUUUUUGCAGAUGCAUUAAGCUUCAGGAGCAAUGGCGGGCGCUGGAGAGCGCAAGGGAAAGAAGGAUGACAAUGGGAUUGGCACGGCUAUUGAUUUUGUGUUGUCCAAUGCUCGACUUGUACUGGGAGUGGGAGGUGCUGCUAUGCUGGGGAUUGCUACCUUGGCUGUCAAACGGAUGUAUGACAGAGCAAUCAGCGCUCCAGCCAGCCCCACCCAUUUAAGCCAGUCAGGAAAGAGAAGCUGGGAGGAACCAAGUUGGCUUGGGUCAUCAUCACGAUUACUGAACCAAGACAUGAAGACAAAUCUUAGCCGUUCUCUGCAGACUCUACCCACAGAUGCUUCAGAUUUUGAAAUAGAUUCCAUCAAACCUAUGAAACAUAAAUCACCUGCUAAGAGAAGCCAGGUGGAAUUGAAGAAAUCCCGCCUACGGAUGUCCUUGCAAGAAAAACUGUUUACUUAUUAUCGGAGAAAGGUGGCUAUCUCUGUAGAAGAACAGAUCAAAGCCAAGCAAGCUGCUGUGGAUAUCUGUGCUGAAUUACGCAGCUUCCUCCGUACCAAGUUGCCAGACAUGCCUCUGCGUGAGAUGUAUCUGAGUGGUAGCCUCUGUGAUGACUUACAGGUUGUGACAGCAGAUCACAUCCAACUUAUUGUUCCUCUUGUGCUAGAACAGAAUUUAUGGUCAUGCAUUCCAGGUGAAGAAACCAUUAUGAACAUCCCUGGCUUCUGCUUAGUACGUCGGGAAAACCCAGAAUAUUUUCCUCGUGGUAGCAGUUAUUGGGACCGCUGUGUCGUGGGAGGUUAUCUCUCACCCAAAUCUGUAUGUGGUACCUUUGAGAAAGUAGUGGCUGGCUCCAUCAAUUGGCCAGCAAUUGGAUCUCUCCUAGAUUAUGUGAUUCAUCCAGUCGCACCCUUAGAAUCUCUAACUUUGGAGGUCCAGUAUGAACGGGAUAGGCGCCUUCUAAUAGACUUUUUACCAUCUGUGACACUAGGUGAUUCUGUAUUGGUAGCCAAGCCACAUCGACUGGCCCAAUAUGAUAAUCUAUGGCGACUCAGCCUUCGGCCAGCAGAGACAGCUCGCCUGCGGGCCUUGGACCAAGAUGACUCUGGUUGCCGUUCUUUGUGCCUUAAGAUCCUCAAGGCCAUAUGUAAACUGAACCCAGUUCUGUGUCGUCUUUCUGCCAGCCAGCUUACCAAUGUAAUAUUACACCUGACCCAAGAAGAAACUGAUUGGUCACAAGAUGCAAUAGCUGACCGUUUUCUUCAGGCAUUGAGAAAACUAAUUGGCUAUUUGGAAGAAGGAAUUCUUCCGUGUGCUUUAAAUCCCAAGGUGAACUUGUUUUCAGAACUUACUACUGAAGAAGUAGACGAAUUAGGUUAUACUCUGUACUGUUCACUUUCAGAACCAGAACUUCUGCUACAAAUGUAAUCGCUGCCUUAAGUGUGAGUUAGUGUUAGAACUACUUGCCAAGACAAUUUGUCUUCUGAGUGACCUAUGCACAUCUUGCCCUGGUUAUUUUGCAAGUCUGCCUCUGCAUUUUUAUUGUUAUUAAAUAGGAGUGGGGGGCUUUAGAUUUCUUGGUGCUACUGGUCUAGUUCCACUACACUCAAGGAACUGGAGGAAGAAGCAACUUUGAAGAUCUGCUCAAUUUGCUAUAAUGUUCUUGUAGAUGUACCCACUGCUGGAGUCCCAACAUAUGCUCUCUUUCCUGUAAUACGUUAUACUUUGCUACAGUGAAAAUUCUUACCUCCUAUUUCAAAAGUGUAGAAUUGCCACUAACAAUUUUAAGAACCUCCCAAAUAUAAUAAGAUUUGUUCCUAUUGAUUGGUGACUAUUUCCCCCCUUUUUAUUCUGAAAGUGCUUGACAGAAAAGCUUCAAGAAAAACAUUUGUAGCAAGAUAUAUAUUUGUGAAUUUGUACAUUGACUGUAUCUAUAUUGUCUAAAGGAGGGUUUUUUUUAAAAAAAAUUGCAUGCUGCUUAAAUUCAUGUGACACUCAGAGUGAUGAUAACCCCGUAUUUUGAAAACUGAGUGCAUAUUGUCUAGGACUUGCUGCUUUGCCAGAUUGGAGUCCUUCACUGCACAAGCACAUUCAAGGUCUUCAAUACACCCUUGUUUGGAAAACUGGGAGCAGAUUUCUAACUGAUGCAGCGGAAUGUAAGAAGAGAAAUGUCACAUUCAUUGCUUUGUCCAUGUGUUAAUUAUUUGAGAAAUUAGAAAAUAUCACUAAGGCACAGAGCAGGAUACUUGAAAUAAAGAUUCUUGAAUAAGUGCUAUGUCACUUCAAAAAUGGUGUGCCUUAAAAUCAUAAAGAGUAGUUAAGAGGUGACUGUAUGGAAAACUGAAGAGGGCAAAUAUGCUUUGGUUGGCAUAACUUUAUGUGCUGCACUUGUUAUUGAUGGUCACAGAUGUCCAGUCUGAAUUUGAAGCACCUUUGCCCUCUUCAAUUCUGAAUACUGCAUAUCAUUAGUAUUUGAGCUUCAAAUUAUUGGCUAGCUGGCAAAUGUAUGGACACUGGCAUAUACUUCCUGAAAUGACACUACUGGAGGAAUGCAAAAUAGUUUUAAGUGAAAAUAUAUAUUAUGCUGUUUAUACUUAAAGAAUGUGGCAUACUAUAUAUUUAACCAGUUUGAUCCAAUUGUAUUCAAGAAACUAUCAGCACAUUUUCUCCUAUGUGGUCUUCCGUAUGUAAUUUAUAUAACCCUCUUCUUAAUCUCUAUUCAUUCUUUGAAAUGAUACAACAUUUAGGGAGAAGCUGCAGUAGCUGUAUCUCUUGCUUUACAGAUACAAGCAUGGCAUAGUGAAUGUGUAAUCUCUUGGGAAAAUGUGGUUUGUUAAUGCUGCUAUCAUCUGGUACGUCUUCCAUCUUCCCCCAAGGGAAAAAAAACCAAGAGGAGGUACUCUGAAGAGAUGAAACUGUCAAACCUGCAUAACAAGUAUUACUACAAUACAUAUGUAAUUCUGAGGGUUACCUUCUUUCAAAUAUCCACCCUCAACAUUAAAUGACAGUGAAUUAUCUCAUUAAUUUGCAGGUCUUGAGAAUUGAACAUAAUCUUCCAUAUUCUUUCUGUUGAAAGUGGUGCUUACUAAGGUUAUAUAUGCUUCAGAAAAUUUUUGAAAGAAGGACUUUGGUCCUUGUUUACAGAGAAUGACCUGAUACUCAAAGUAGUCAGUUCUUUUUCAGGGUGCUACUUAAAAGAGUUGUGUUAACUUUAAUGAAUGGAAUCCAUAUUUUGGAAGUCUGCAAAAAUGAAUUUAAUGAAUAGCACAGAGUUGCUAGGUUUGUGCAAGGCCCAGAAUGCUUCUUUUAAACUGUCAAACUAUAACCCUAGUGCUUAUGUUAUUGAGAUACUCUUCAGUUUAGUUGUAAUGUGUAGGGUCCAAUUCUGUAACAUCUUUCAUUAUAUUUUGAGAUCAGAUUGUCUUUUUCAGAGGGCAUAUAUUGUGGCAAUGGAAUCAGUAUUAGCCUAAUUUAAAUUUCAGUGUUACAGCCAAAGACAGAAAGUUAUCUGUUGAGUACUUGGCAAUUUAUAACCUGGGAGUGUUUUUUUAAAAAAAAUUAUACUGAAUAAUAGUUUCCAGAAUACAUUCCUCUCCAUUCUCAACUUUCCUGCUACAUGAGUUGAUGAACACCUACACAGACAUUAUGUGGUUAGAGACUUUACUAUGAUGUCCAUUGUUUGCCAUCUUUACUCCCUUUUUCCUUUUGUUUCUUACCCUGCUGUUUGUUUAGAGCAGGAAAGCAAAUCAUAUCUGAAGAUAUGGAAGAUAUGGAUUGGAAGAAUCCAGUAUCUCUUGUAUUCCCAAUUAUCUAUUACUUUUAAAAAUUGCAAAACAUUUUAUUAAUUUUUUGAUUGUUAUAAGGUUGAGUAUAUACUAUAUGUAGCUUUAAGCAAUUAUCCUUGUGACAGUAAGAUGCCAUUUUGAUUUUUUUUCUUUACUUUCACGUCUUUUAACUGUUAUUUCCUACAAAGCAAUGAUAAAUUGGGAUUCUUUUUCUUUGAAAUAUGUAAAGUAUUUAAGCCUAUUUCAUGAUAAGGCUGAUAAUACAACAAAUUGCUACUGCCAUCAGUACAAAAUCCAAGCUUACUCUUCUGUUGACUGUAAUAUAUCUUGCAUCCUAAGUGAAUCAUUGUGUGAGGCAGCUGUAAGAAUUUCCCUGGAAAAUUCAAUUUGAAAACUUAGUGUUCUUAAACUUACAAGUAUUCACUUAAAUUGUAUGUGACAACUUCCUACUGGCAGAUUUAGUUUUCAGCUCAAAGUCUGCACAACAAUCAGAACAUAGAUUCAGAACAUACUACAUUCAGUAGUAUGAAGUAGAACACAUGGCCAUUCUAAAUCAUUGGGAAGUGGGAAGCCAAUGGCAGCAGCUGAUGGACUCAAGCCAAAAGCCCUAGUCUGCUCAUCCUGGAAUAUAGGUGUCAAACCAAUCAAUAGGAACUGCAAUUAUGACCAGCUAGCUGAAUAAUAAAUUUGUCUUCACUUGGCAUUGUUGACCUCCCAGGUUUGAUGAAAUACUUGUGACAUUUGUGCAGGCUGAAAUGUAUAAGGGUUGGGGAGAGAAUUCGAAUGGUCUGUAACUGUAUAAAAGUUGUGAAAUAAAAUCCUCCACAACCACGUGGCUCUUUUUAAAUAUAUGCUGGGGCCUUUUCUACAUUAUUUUUAUGAAAAUACAAUCAGAUAAUCAUGUAAUUAAUUACUUUCUUCAUUUGCAACACUCAAUGAUACUCAGAAGAAUGUUCUCAGAGUAAACCUUAACCUUUAUAAUGCUAUGUCUAGAACUGCAUGUCUGUACUUGGACUUGACUUACUGGCCGUUUGUCUAAUGACCAUUCUAAAUUAUAAAAAGUAGUGGCAUAACUAUUUUUCACAUGACUGUUGCAGCACC
Thamnophis sirtalis is the source of this 5046-nucleotide messenger RNA. It is a transcript of the gene MIEF1, whose product is annotated as mitochondrial elongation factor 1. The record is from RefSeq and is a predicted model, not a curated record. Gene Ontology annotation, biological process: mitochondrion organization; positive regulation of mitochondrial fission. Lineage: Eukaryota; Metazoa; Chordata; Lepidosauria; Squamata; Natricidae. Gene Ontology annotation, cellular component: mitochondrial outer membrane.